AUGAAUCGCAGGCCGCUGGCUCCAGCGCCAUCGACCGUCAUCAAUGUCGCUUCCACAUCGCUCAGAUCUCAGUCCCGGACUGCAUCGCACAGAGGUUCGGGAGGAUACACGGAGAUGAGGGCACAGAUCCGCAAGGAGCGCGAGCACGAAAGUCAACAACGUUCCCAUGCCCAGCCUGCUCCGCUUCGUGACGUUGAAACGCAACCUCGCAAGCAGGCCAGUGUCAACACCCACUCUCAAACCCACCUCUCCGCGAGCAUCUCGAACCAAAAAAUUAGCCACUUUUCGACUUCGGAGGACGAUGCUAUCGACAAUCAGCUGUCUACGGAUAAGAAGAGCUAUCCUCGUGUCUUGCCUGCGUCCGGAUCUGGCAUCAACGCUGACAACAGCGUCAACAUGUCCGCAACUUCGAGUCAGAUCUCGUCCUCCUCGUCCACUGGCGUCGUCAAGAAGCGCAGCCAGACCGUCUCAACACAGGAACCGCAGCUCCAGCAGCAACAACCAUCGCAGCCGCCUGCCUCGACCUCGCAGAUCGCCAUUCGCGACUCACAUCAGCAUCUGUAUCAGCAUCAGCAUCAACACGAGCAUCAGCACGAGCAUCAGCAGCCGGAUCGCAUUCCACAAUCUUCUAUCACAUCAGCUUCGAGGGCAGAGUCCUACUCUGAUAUUCCUUCGCCUCCCACCUCUCCUGAGCAGCGCAUCGGCGUCGAUACUAUGCAUGCUGCCUUCUCCGCAAAGUACUACGAGCUCGCUGUCAAGUGCAGAGGCUGGGAAACGUUUGCCGCCAAGCUCAGGGCACAGAUCGGAGCCCUCGAGGCUGAGCAUCGUGUUCUCAAGGAGCACAACGCUCUGCUCGAGGCGGAGAACGCGAAGCUUCACGUCUAUCUCCAUAGAGAGGAGAAGACACGUACCCAGCUUCAGGGCCGCAUGAGCUCGCUAGAAGACUGUCUGUCUCAACGCCCUUUUCCCGGGAGCAACCUCGGCUCACCGUACCAAGCUCUCGACAUGCGAGACUACGAUCAUCUCUCUGUGCCUUCAGCUCCCUCGUCCGUCGAGAGAGCGAAUCAAGUAACAGCGAGCUUCGGCCACACGCCGUACUGCUCGUCGAAUCUGCAAGUCGAAGAUCGUUCCGAGCUUCGUCCUCAGGCCAUGCCGAGCCUACCAAUCAACGCCGGUGUUCUCCAGACGACUACCGUUACUCAACAUCUCAACGUCGACUCGGAGAAGAGGCAGGCCAUAGCGAUGCAAGCCAGGGAGCUCGAGGCGCUGCACAGCAAGUGGGAUAGCUCGCGUCCGCUUGAAGACGUGGCGUACAGCCCUGAAGACGUACAGUAUGCUGCUUAUGCAGCCGCCGCCAACGCUGAAGGACGGAGCUCGCGUCUCGCUACUCAUACAGAUGUUCCCUCAAGCCACAUCGCUCACAAAAGAUCAGGAACGGUCGGUGCCAUCGGAAUGUUUGCACCGCGAUCCGGAUCUGUCCUCGGAGUUCAACGAGGGCACUUGCUCAGCUCUCAGACGCAAGCACAGAGUCAGCAAGAGUCGGCCUCGGGCGUCGCACGUCCAGCUUCGGCACAGCGUUUCAAUGGUACGGUCCUGGAGAACAACGUGUCGACGACAGCCGCCAGCAUCGUGGCAGGCAGUGGUGUGGCCAAAGCCGCUCUGCAGAGCAAACGCCGAAGCACUGUGUCCGGCGACCGCGGUCCAAGCCUCAGCCUCGCUCAGAUCGUCAAAGGUGCCCUCACCGCGUCCGGCGUUGUAGCUACCGCUUCAUCCCAGUCCCAGAGUCGACAAACCAGCCCCAGCGACAAGGCGCUCACCAGCAGCGACUACCUGCAGGGCUGCCUCGAAAAACGACGCGAAGCGAUGCGCUCUACCUUUACUGCUCAGCAGAAAGGCACGACUCCUGCCGGCGGUCAGGCGGGUGGUGCCUCACGUCCUGUAUCCCGAGCAGCUUCCCGACUCAGCACUCAAUCAGGCACCCGCAGCCGUAGCCGAGCCGGAAGCGUCCACGAUGCUAUCCCUCUCGCGAUCGAAGAUGUGUUCUGCAACCCAAAGACAGUUAAGGCGCAUUCGAGAGACACAUCGCCCGAGCUGCCUACGCAGCAACUUGCUGCCGCCUCUCUCACCUCCCAUACUGACAUCAGCGUUGCCUCGCAGCGACUGAUGGCAGUCACCGAUACCCAUUACCAAGCGGCGCAACCCACGUCGCGACAAGAACUUAGUUCUGCAUUCUCCAGCCCUGGCUCCUUCAUGCCCGCCUCCACCGCCACCUACCAGGAUCAGGAUGAGGGGGAGGACGAGCAUCUCAGCUACAUGUCGUUCGAGAGAAAGCUCUACAUUCGCAUUCAGGAGGAGCUCGACGACGAGGAUUUCGCCAAGUUCGAGCGAUGCAUCCAGCGCUAUGAUUUCCUCGACAUUCCUCUCGAAGGCAGCAAGGGACUGAUCACUCGUGUCAAGCGUCUCUUGCUCGUUUCCAGUCCUGACCUUCGCACGCAGCCGGACAAGCUUCGCGUGCGUCAGAGCCUGGCUCGCGAUUUUGAAAAGAUGGCUCUGCAGUUCAGUCAGGCCAAAAAAGCUCAGUCGGCAGCGGCGUCGCAGGAGUUCCAGUGA
Molecule: messenger RNA, 2610 nt
Organism: Pseudozyma hubeiensis SY62
Lineage: Eukaryota; Fungi; Basidiomycota; Ustilaginomycetes; Ustilaginales; Ustilaginaceae
Exons: 1
Coding region: 1-2610 (869 amino acids)
Source: RefSeq, a predicted model, not a curated record